UCGCCCACGAACGGAGUUUCUGAUUGGUGCGGCUUGACCCUGCCUGUCAAUUGUCUGUCAGUCAAUUUCGUUUCGUUCGUGCGGGUAAGAAACAUGGCGAACUCUGUCAAAAGUGAUGUUGUUAGUUUUGAUUCCGCUCUCGAGGAAUCUCUCAAGCAUUUAUGUGAACUUGGAAUGUCUCGCAAAUUACGAACGGAGCAAAAAGACUCAAUUUCCACACUGCUAGCCGGAAAAGAUCUGUUGGCAGUGCUUCCCACUGGCUUUGGGAAAAGCUUAAUAUUUCAGAUGUUGGUACUCGUCAAACAAAUAAUGACGGGGAAACCUUCGAGCGCGGUUGUCGUGUGUCCGCUUCAAAGUAUCGUCUACGAUCAAUUAGCAGAAGCCUCGUCAAUGGGAUUGACAGCAGCUGCGCUCACGGAUUGUUGUUUGGAAGAUAUAGAGUCCGGCAAAUAUCAACUCAUAUUUGCUUCUGCAGAAGAGGUUUUGUCCAAGCCAUUUCUUUCCUCACUGAAAAAAACAGCCUCACUGUUCCAUCAGAAUAUGUGUGCAAUAAUCGUGGACAAGUCGCAUACUGUGGACACUUGGACCGGUCAAAGGUUUGUUUCCGUUUAAAUUAUUAUUGUUAUACCGAACUAUUGCUUACCUGUAUUUAUUUCCUUUACUGGUACGAAAAGGCUUGCUGAUCUUCAUGGAUACUCGUAGACUUAUUGUACUCUCAUAAUUAUCUCAAUUUUAGAUCUUCGAAGAGGGGGAAGAAAAUUGCUUUCCGUGAAUCUUUUGGGCAACUUGGCCAGCUGCGUUCA
Messenger RNA from Orbicella faveolata, 803 nucleotides. RefSeq names its product ATP-dependent DNA helicase Q1-like. NCBI's taxonomy places the organism in Eukaryota, Metazoa, Cnidaria, Anthozoa, Scleractinia, Merulinidae. The record is from RefSeq and is a predicted model, not a curated record.